UGUAUCUGAACCAACCCCUUUAUGCCAUUGGCUCUAGAUAUGAAACUCUAAGAGCUACUUAAUAACAUUGUCAUGUGAUGACGUUGGUAAGGAAAUAAGCAUACUACAAGUUCCGUAAAGGCGAAUUAUAAUAUUACUGUCUACUGAGUAAGUGUCAUUUUGUAACUGGCUGUGAUAGCGGAAAAAUAGCUACUCGUAAUGGCGCUGAAACUGCUGUUCUUUGCUGUUCUUUGCUACAUUCGUGGUUCCAAUUCCCUUGACUCCUUUUGCGUUAGAGCCUUGGGCAGCUGCUCAUGGUCACAGUCUUGUUGUAAAAACACAUGUGUUGAUGCCCCCAAUUGUCUUGGCCGAUCGUGUUCCAUCGACUCACAUUGCUCAUCAUCUGAAUCGUGUUGUACAGGCAAAUGUACCAAGGGAUCUGAUUGUCUCGGCCAAUUCUGUUCCAGUGACACCGAUUGCUCGUUAUCAGGAUUUUGUUGUGGCCACAAGUGUGUUAUCAAGGGAUCCAAUUGUCCGGGAAGAUCGUGCUUUAGCGACUCACAAUGUUCUGCAUCAGAAUCGUGUUGCAACGACAAAUGUUUCAGUGGUUACAAUUGCCUCGGUCAAUCCUGCUUCAUCAAUUCAGAUUGCUCUAACUCAGAGUCAUGUUGUAAUAGCAAGUGUGUUGUAAAGGGAUCCAAUUGCUUGGAUUCUGCUUUAAUCACCCCUAUAGUACUUGGUUCACUUGGUUUGAUUGCGACUAUUAUCAUAGUUGUCGUCAUCGUAGUAAUUCUCAGAAGAAGGCACUUUGGUGGAGUGAUCAACUACCGUGAGUUUCCUUCAGUUCCAUUAUCACAAAGAGGAGUUAACCAUCCACCACCACAACAGAGCGGUAAUGGAACAACUGACCAAGAGGCGAACCAACAGACAACUUAUCCUCCUCCUUCAUAUGAAGUUUCAGCAAGUGGAAAGACCACAGUUGGAGAAAUUGGUAAUGACAAAGGGAGCCAUGCUUGAGCGACAAUCUUAAAAAUAACGGCGAGCUAUAAGAAUCACAUAUUAGAACGACGCAGAUAAACAAGGGGACCUCACAGCCGCUACAGUGACGGAUCCAGGAUUUUUCAAAGGGGGGUUCCAUUUCUUAAACUGUGUAUAAUUCUCUUUUGUUUAGUUGAUGUUUGACAAAACAAUUGGCUCUAAUCACCUAAUUUACCAUC
This is a messenger RNA of Actinia tenebrosa (Australian red waratah sea anemone), 1196 nucleotides long. RefSeq lists its product as uncharacterized. Lineage: Eukaryota; Metazoa; Cnidaria; Anthozoa; Actiniaria; Actiniidae. The record is from RefSeq and is a predicted model, not a curated record.